This is a messenger RNA of Spizellomyces punctatus DAOM BR117, 1556 nucleotides long. RefSeq lists its product as uncharacterized. Lineage: Eukaryota; Fungi; Chytridiomycota; Chytridiomycetes; Spizellomycetales; Spizellomycetaceae. The transcript is spliced from 9 exons. Gene Ontology annotation, molecular function: acyl-CoA dehydrogenase activity; flavin adenine dinucleotide binding. Gene Ontology annotation, cellular component: mitochondrion. The record is from RefSeq and is a predicted model, not a curated record. The coding region runs from base 79 to 1338 and encodes 419 amino acids.
CCGGCAGAGUCACGAACUGUUUGGAUUUGCUUUCCUCCACCAACAAACCAUCCGUCGCACAUCACCCGAUCCAUCAAAAUGGCCUCCGCUCUCAGGUUCAACGCUGCAAAGAUUGCGCGCGCCGCAAAGCCUGCUCGCAUCGCCGGUGUGAGGAACUUUUCCCGAUCGGCAGUUGCUCUCGAGCGCAGCGUGUCCUCUCUUUACACCUUUACCGAGGAGGAGGAGAUGAUGCGUGAAGCAGUGGCAAAGUUUGCCCGGGAGCAGGUUAAGCCCAAAGUUCACGAGAUGGACGAGAAGGAGAUGAUGGACAAGUCUGUCUUCACCGGGCUUUUCGAGCAGGGGCUGAUGGGUGUUGAGACUCCAGCCGAGUUGGGUGGCACUGGCGGUUCCUUCAUGUCCGCUAUCUUGGUUGUCGAGGAACUCGCCAAGGUUGAUGCCUCAGUUAGUGUUGCCUGCGACGUGCAAAACACCCUGGUUAACACCUUGGUCAGAACUUAUGGUACUGACGCCCAGAAGGAGAACUACCUGACUCGUCUCGCCACCGACACGGUCGGAUGCUUCUGUCUCUCCGAGGCCGAAUCCGGAAGUGACGCCUUUGCGCUCAAGACCGUCGCGAAAAAGGACGGCAACAAGUACAUCCUUAACGGCUCCAAGAUGUGGAUCACCAACUCGUACGAGGCAGAUAUCUUCUUGGUCUUUGCCAACGUGGCUCCUGAGAAGGGAUACAAAGGUAUCACCUGCUUCAUUGUGGAAAAGAACAUGGGUGUGAAGAUUGCCAAGAAGGAGAUUAAGCUUGGUAUUCGGGCAUCUUCUACCUGCGUCUUGUCUUUUGACGAUGUUGAGGUUCCCGCUGAGAAUGUGCUUGGCGAGGUAGGCAAGGGCUACAAAUAUGCCAUCGAGAUUCUCAACGAAGGACGUGUGGGUAUUGCCGCCCAAAUGAUCGGUAUUGCCCAAGGCGCUGUGGAUGAAGCGCUGCCCUACAUGUAUCAACGGAAACAGUUCGGCACCCCAAUUGCGGAAUUCCAAGGUGUUCAGCAUCAAGUCGCUCAGAUUGCAACCGAGAUCGAGGCCGCCAGGUUGUUGACGUACAAUGCGGCUAGGUUGAAGGAGGAGGGACGGUCGUUUGUCAAGGAGGCUGCUAUGGCCAAGCUGUAUGCCUCCCAGAUCGCGGAAAAGGCUGCGAGCAAGGCCAUUGAAUGGGCCGGUGGUGUUGGGUUCACCAGGGAAUUCCCUCUUGAGAAAUUCUACCGUGACGCCAAGAUUGGAGCCAUCUACGAGGGAACUUCCAACAUCCAGCUCCAGACUAUUGCAAAGCUGUUGAAGCAAAACUACGUGUAGAUCAGAUUGUCACGAAUACAGACAAUCAGUUUAUUUUGAGAUGUCGUUAGCAACGUAUGGGUUCUCAUGUUUCUUUUGUUUCUUGUUUGUCUCCUCAUUUCACUAGCAUGAGACCUAUGUAGAAUAGACAGUUUGUUUAGCGGGUACAAUAGCACAUUGGAAGGGAGUCGAAGUCCACACAUGUCGAGUUGACAAUUAUAAUGUUGGUCUGUUUCAGG